Messenger RNA from Hibiscus syriacus, 1405 nucleotides. RefSeq names its product repetitive proline-rich cell wall protein-like. The transcript has 2 exons. Bases 17 to 1189 code for a protein of 390 amino acids. The record is from RefSeq and is a predicted model, not a curated record. NCBI's taxonomy places the organism in Eukaryota, Viridiplantae, Streptophyta, Magnoliopsida, Malvales, Malvaceae.
AGCAAAGAGCUCCACAAUGUCGACUACAUACUUGCUGGUUUUACUACUUGGAGUGUUGGCUCUCACCACUCCUUCUUUUGGUACCUACGAAUCACCCAACUAUGGCAAAUUACCUAAGCCCCCUGUCUAUGAACCUCCAAAGAAAGAGAAACCCGAGCCUAAGCCACCGGUGUAUGAACCACCAAAGAAAAAGAAACUUGAGCCUAAGCCCCCGGUCUAUGAACCACCGAAGAAAGAGAAGCCACAACCCAAACCACCGGUCUAUGAGCCCCCGAAGAAGGAAAAACCCGAGCCUAAGCCACCGGUCUAUGAACCACCAAAGAAAGAGAAACCCGAGCCUAAGCCCCCAGUUUAUGAACCACCAAAGAAAGAGAAACCUAAGCCUAAGCCCCCGGUCUAUGAACCACCAAAGAAAGAGAAGCCUGAACCCAAACCACCAGUCUAUGAACCUCCAAAGAAAGAGAAGCCUGAACCCAAACCACCGGUCUAUGAGCCCCCAAAGAAAGAGAAACCCGAGCCUAAGCCACCGGUUUAUACACCUCCAAAGAAAGAGAAGCCUGAACCCAAACCACCGGUCUAUGAACCCCCAAAGAAAGAGAAACCCGAGCCUAAGCCACCGGUUUAUACUCCUCCAAAGAAAGAGAAGCCUGAACCCAAACCACCGGUCUAUGAGCCCCCAAAGAAAGAGAAACCCGAGCCUAAGCCACCGGUUUAUACACCUCCAAAGAAAGAGAAGCCUGAACCCAAACCACCGGUCUAUGAGCCCCCAAAGAAAGAGAAACCCGAGCCUAAGCCACCGGUUUAUACACCUCCAAAGAAAGAGAAGCCUGAACCCAAACCACCGGUCUAUGAGCCGCCAAAGAAACCACCAACGUAUGAGCCUAAGCCCCCAAAGCCACCGGUUUAUGCACCACCAAAGAAAGAGAAGCCUGAACCCAAACCACCAGUCUAUGAGCCUCCAAAGAAACCUCCGACGUAUGAACCUAAACCACCAAAGCCACCGGUCUAUACACCACCGAAGAAAGAGAAGCCUGAACCCAAACCACCAGUCUAUGAACAUCCAAAGAAGCCUCCAACGUAUGAGCCUAAGCCACCAAAGCCACCGGUUUAUACACCACCAAAGAAGCCUCCAGUGUAUGAGCCACCUUAUGGUCACUAUCCAGGACACCCUCCAAUGGGGAAGCCCUAAUUGAAUGGUCCCAUCAGCUGGCAGCUAUUAUGGCUAUUUAGAUAGAUGAGUAACCAUAAUACAAUAAGAGUUGCUACCUAAUCAUGUUUAGUUUCCUUGUUCGUCAUGUAGGCAUGUUUUCUUCCAUGUCAUGUCAGCGAGAUUGCUGAUGGAUGUACUAGUUGGAUUUCCUAUUCUGCAUCUUCUUGUUUUUCAAUAAGAAUAUAUCCUGACUUC